AUGCCUCGCACCAAAAACAAGUCCAAAAGCAGCCGCCCAAGAGCGGAACAAAUAGUUUCCGGCGAUGACAAUGGUCAAGAUCAAUUUGAAAAUACACCCAAAACAUCAAGCAUGAGUCGCGUCGAUGGCACAGAAGAAUCGGAUCAGCAAAGCAUUAGCCGUUCAAGACAACAAAGUGUCUCUGACAUUUCAUCAAUCGAGGGGAUCUCUGAAGACAAUCGUGAAAUACGAGAAGGAUCAUUACAAGCCGAAACCGAACUUGGUCUCAGUGCGACCGACAGAGCAACAAGCGACAGAGUUACAAAGUGGGUAAAGAGCAACUAUGAGUAUGAGCACGAACACAACGUGCCUCGUAGUGGCAUGUAUGAUCACUACAAGAACCAAUGUGACUCCCAAGGGAUCGAACCUGUCAAUUCAGCUACGUUUGGAAAGCUUAUCCGCACAGUUUUUCCAGGCAUAAAGACCAGGCGUUUAGGCACAAGAGGACAGUCAAAGUACCACUAUUGUAAUAUCCGCCUUCGCACCGAUCGACAUACAGCUUCAGAUUUUACAGAAGGCCCUUCAAAUCUUACAGAAGGCCCUUCAAAUCUUACAGAAGGCCCUUCAGAUUCUCUUGGUCAAGAAGAUGCCGGAAACCCUGAAGAUAAUGGCAGUCAACUUGUUCCAGUGGCCGAAACCCCAGAUUUUGAAUCCUUUGACGAGCCAAUGUCCAACAUCACUCUUCCAAGCAUGGACGAAGCUUCUCUGCUGGACAAUAUUCCUGAAUCUUCUCAGAAUGUCAGGAAAUCUUCUACUCUUCCAAGCAUGGACGAAGCUUCUCUGCUGGACAAUAUUCCUGAAUCUUCUCAGAAUGUCAGGAAAUCUUCUACUCUUCCAAGCACUUCUACACAGACUGCAGGAACUCGAUCGACGAUACCUUCCAAACGUACUUACAAAGGAAAAACUCGACACCAAAUUUUUUACCAGCUUAGUACUAGCAAUCUUAGUAGUAUCAGUACUGAUUUUUCGGUUGACCUCCCCCAUUUUUCGGUUCCUGAUUUGCAACACUCGCAACAACAGGAAGGUCAGGACCAACCCGCAAGCUUUACGAAAUUGUACGAAGAUCAUUGUCGAGAGCUAUUGGGCAUUGUUCUAUCCGGAAAGAGCUUGCAAAUUGAUGCAUGCAUAGUACUUUUUUAUCAAAAUAUGGCCGAUGACCAUUUCCAAAUGGUCAAAAAGGUGCCUGAAAUCUGGGACGCAAUCUGGAGGUGGGACAGUAUACUUUAUGAUACCAUUAUUGUACAAGCUUUUCCGACUAUUGAUGCGCCAUUGAGUCAAAAGGUGCGCCGGAGCUUGCUGAGGUUUUCACGCAAUGUGGUCGAUGAAUUGGAUGUUUAUCUUAAAGGAUUCCCCCAAAAAUUGUACCAAAAGAAGUAUGAAGUCGCAUACAUAUUUGCAGCAAAAUUACAGAGACACUUGUCUAUAAAUGAAAUGGCCCAGACCGCAACAGCAGUUCUCAAGGACGCUGGUCAUAUUCGCCAAAUGAAAAUCGAUUGGCAGGAUAUGGACAUCAGAAGUGUAACAGACCAAGGCUUAUGGAUCUGUGAUUGCAAAUCGACAUUCAUCGAACAAAUUUUGCAAAGUGAUAUUCCUCAGCUGCUAAUAAGUGGUGCCAAGUUAGAUGCAUGGAUGAAAUGGAUCGAUAAGCUCAUGGAAAUGUAUAUGAGUAGAUUCUCAGUGAGACAGGCAAUUGAUUGUGAGCACUACAUUAUCCAGGCAAAACAGCUAGUAAUGAAAUGGACAUUCUACACAUCUCUUGUGCUUCGUGAUCUGUCGCUCAGAAAUGCAAGAAGCUUGGCUAUAUUCCGCAUAAUCUGCGUAUUCUUUGAUGACUUUGUUCUCUAUCUGUUGGAAGAGCGUAUUGCCCAAAUGAACUUGGCCCUCGUACAAUCCGGCCGAGCCAUUAUUGAAGCCAACGCCAGAGUAAAUUCUCUUCAAGGUUUCACAGAUCCAACCGAGAUUUUCUACAAUCACCAACAAGAUUACAACCCACAGGCUAGAGGCUCUCAGCCACCUAGCACCCACAAUGGUAAGAAGCAAGAAAAAAAAACACUCUUCCUCUAUCAAGUACUUGUAAAAGAUCACAGAAACUCACUUUUUGAUAUCUUAUUAUUUUUCGAAUCCUAUGAUCUUGUUAUGAACAACCAAGAAGAAGUACCCUAG
Molecule: messenger RNA, 2202 nt
Organism: Phycomyces blakesleeanus NRRL 1555(-)
Lineage: Eukaryota; Fungi; Mucoromycota; Mucoromycetes; Mucorales; Phycomycetaceae
Product: DNA-binding RFX transcription factor
Exons: 10
Coding region: 1-2202 (733 amino acids)
Biological process (GO): regulation of transcription by RNA polymerase II
Molecular function (GO): RNA polymerase II cis-regulatory region sequence-specific DNA binding; DNA-binding transcription factor activity, RNA polymerase II-specific
Source: RefSeq, a predicted model, not a curated record